This is a messenger RNA of Iphiclides podalirius (scarce swallowtail), 3507 nucleotides long. The record is from the annotation of a GenBank genome assembly. Lineage: Eukaryota; Metazoa; Arthropoda; Insecta; Lepidoptera; Papilionidae.
AUGUCAGAGGCGUACGCCCGUGAGAUACUACGAAGGAAUGUUGCGCAAAUAUGCCAAACUAUAGGAUGGAACGGUAUAAACUCAACGCCACUUGACAUACUGGUGCAUGUAUUGGAAAAGUACAUUUCUACUCUUGGAACACAAGCUAACAGAUACGCCGAACAAUUCAAUAGGACUGAACCAAAUUUACAUGACUUAGGAUUAGUGUUUCGUGAUCUUCAUGUCCAUUUGCCAGAGUUAGCUGAGUAUACAAGAAGUGUGCCCCCAGUUCCACCACCUGUCAGCACAGAGAAAUUUCCUAAACCUAAAGAAUCAAAUUUGAACUUUCUAAAACCUGGCAGCCAUGAAGUGGUUACAAGGCCAAUGCAUGUGCAUGAACACCUUCCACCCAUGUACCCAGAAAAAGAAAGGGACACACCGGCUGUUGCUGGCACCGUUGAAAUUAGGCAGAAUGGUAUUGAUCAUAUUGAAAGUAAUACAACAUGCACAAGUCCUGAAAUAUCUGUCACAGAUAGUCCCGAGAAACCAAAAGAUUUAUUUAAAAGGCCAAUUGAUCCUGUCUCUUUACCCAAUAGUAAAAGGCCGAGGUUAAGGUUGGACGAAGAGGAGAGGACAAGAGAAAUCAGCAGUGUUAUUAUGACCAUGUCUGGAUUCUUGUCACCAGCCCGUGAAGGUAAAUUGCCUGAGGCAAGACCUCCCACAAUUGUAUCCGAAAAGCAUCAUGACAAGCAUAAAGUCAAUUCACAUCAUUCAAAUCCCAUGAAAGCACCAACACUAGAUAAAAGUGAUAAGAAAUCUAAAAAGAAUAAGUUGUUAAAUGGUAAGAUUAUGAAAAGUAAAAGAAAAGAUAAAAGUCAUAAAGGUGAAAGUAGUAAAUCUAGGGAUAGCAAUAAAUUGGACAGGUAUCCUCCUGGUCAUCCUUUGAAGAAUAAAGAUAAUUUGCACCCAACACACCAUAAUCAUGUGACAAUGCCUGCACCAAAGGCUAUGCCGCAAACAUCAAAACCUGUGACCCCUCCCACUUCCAAUUCACCUUCAGUUCCAAGUCAAACACCAGUGCUUCCUGCCCCCGAGGUUAUCAGACCAGUUAUUAAGCAGGAGCCACCCGAUACUCCACCACUUGUGUCAAGACCAAUGAAUUCUCGCGAAGAUACAAUACCUGUACCAAGGAAAAUCCCUAUUUCCAAAUCUCCACUUAUUUCUAACUCUCUUCCUGUAAAUAAAAACUCAUCUUCCACUAAUUCACUUAUACCUGAAACAGAAAUUAAGAAGGAGAUAAUCGAAGAAGAGGAGAAACUGGCAUCUCAGCCGGAUAGAUCAAAAGUUAAUAUAUUUAAAAGGAUAUCGAACAAAAGUAAAGAAGAUAAGGCUCCCCCUCCAUCAGAGGUUGUUCUUGAUAAGGUACAGUCUGACAUUUUGAUCUCAAGGUUACAAAAUUCUACACAUAAUAAUACAAGUGAAAAUAUUAGAGUGAAUGACAAUGAUUCCGUUGUGAACAAUAAUAAUAGUGCAUUAGAUUUGUCAAAAGAAAUAGAUAUAAAAGCCAAUGAAGUUAUCAGUAUUGAUGAUGACUCAAUGGAUAUUAGCUCUAUGGCGCCGGCUAAAAACUCGUCUCUAGACCCCAGACCUAGUAUAUCAAUUAAUAAAUCAUUGCAACUUCCGUAUUCCAAAGACAUAGCUAGUGUCAGUCCAAAAAUUAAAAAGGAGAAGAAACACAAGGACAAAAAAGAUAAAGCAGCUAAAUUGGAGGCGAAAUUGCUCAAAAAACAGCAACAACAGUUGGCAUUUGAAAUGGCGCAAGCGGAGAAAAAGAAAAUGAAGCUAGGAAAUGUGAAAGUCAAAUCAAGUAGGCCAAAGAAUGAAUCAAAAUUACCACAGAUGCCACCGGGUUUUCCAUUUUUUCCUGCCAUGCCUCCUGGGAGAGGCUUGAUUCCUGGUCCAGGGUUAAUACCUAAUCCUGGUUUAAUUCCGGGAAGUGAUUUUCUGGCAGGGCUAGCUAAUAGUCCUGCGUUAAGGGGGUUACCAUCACCAAAUUUAUUAACAAACCCCUUUGCCUUAGGGGCGAGCGGUCCAGGUUUAAUUCCUGGUCCCAGUUUUCUACCUGGUGGUCUUGGCCCCGGAAUUCCGAAUCAUCUCAUGCAAAUGGGUAAUUAUCCACACACAUCGAGGUCACAGUCAAUGAAAAUUCCUCCAAUGCUACGGCGCCCAAGUCUAGAAGUGAUACCUGUAGAUAAUGAGGAAGAUAGAGGAAUUCAUAAAUCACCAAUCAUGCAUAGAGAUAAAGACCGGCACGACAGUAAGCACAAAUCUCCAACCAUUCCAAAUAUAUUACAAAAACCAAAAUCGAAAUCACAAAAAGACCAUAAAUCACUGUAUAAAAUGCCACCUGUACAACCUGAUAUAACGAUAGAACUGAAUCCUCCCAAAGUUGAUCCCGUGAGACAGGAAAUAAGGGAAACGCCCCAACCAACUCGUCUGCCUACCCCCGAGCCGCCUACAGUCAUCUCGAAACUAGAACCGGAGACUCAACUUGAAACGGUCCAGACGCCGACCUCUGACACGACGCAAGAAAGAGACAUUGAAAAUAUCGAUAAGAAAAAGGACAAGUCCCACAAAAAAGAGAAAAAGGACAAAGACGGUAUCAAAAUUAAAAAGAAAAAGGAUAAGAAAGAUAAGAGCAAAGAAAAAUCUGAAAAGAAGCGGGACAAAGACGAGAGGCAGGAGGAGAAGGAUAGAAUAAAGAAGGAGAAGAAGGAGAAAAAGAAAGAGAAGAUCGCCGACGGAUUAGUGCCGAAGCUUACGCUGAAGCUGGGAUCCUCGAAUUCGAACUCACCGAUGCCCCCUAGUUCGCCGGACAUUUUCAAGCUGAACAUAAAGCCGGUAGUUAAGAAAGAGGAGGAAGAGAGUCCGCCGCGAAACGAGGAGAGUGUUUCGAGGGAGCACAGCCGAUCGCCGGAAUUGGCGCAAAUCUCCGCGCUAGUCACGAGGCCGCCGAAGCAAAAGCACUCGAAGCACAACCACAUCGCUGACGUGGAGCAGCAACCGACUUCCCCUCCCGCGGGCAACUCGCCACCGCGGAAGAACAGACCACCAUCGAGCCACUCGAAAUACAAAAGGAUAAUGUUCAAAACUCUCGUGAAGAAAGGGCAAAUGGAGAAUUUCGACGGGGAAGCGGCGUCGAUAUCAGAGGAGACGGUCGCGGCGGCGCCCGCGGCGAAACCCAGCGGGCCCCUCCCCACCCCUUAUUACGUGGACGAGCACGGGAACAAAAUUUGGGUGUGUCCCGCUUGCGGCAGACAGGACAACGGGUCGCCCAUGAUCGGUUGUGACGGCUGCGACGGCUGGUACCAUUGGGAGUGCGUGGGCAUAACUGAGGAGCCCGGCGCCACGGAGGACUGGUUCUGCAAGUCGUGCCUCGCGAAACGCGCCGCCAUGGUGCUGGCUGGUGUCACCGCCGGCAAGAAGCGGGGCAGGAAACCGAAGGGGGAAAAAGUCAGAGACUGCCAU